CUCCACGGCGUCCACGCUGAAUGAAACUUACGGAUCGGAGGGUCUUCGAUUUUUGUGGCAGUCAAACAUACCAUCGAAAAUUUCUGAGGCGCUAUCUAAAGGGGGAGAAGGGAGGAGGAGAAGAUCCUGAAUUGGAAGGGAACUUUUCCAUGCCAUGGUGGCGGUCGUCUUUUCCCCCCUGUCGUCGCUUUGGCCGCUCCUAUGGCUAGGGUUCGCGUUAGCAUUCGGGUUGGGCGGCUCGCCGGCGGCCACCUUCAAGGUCCCCUUCCGCGUCGGCGACGUGCUUCCGAUCCUCCCCCACCAAAUAUCCUGGCCGGUUAUGAAUAACCUGCACAGCGCUGUCGACCUCCUACCGUCCUAUGUCGGAUCCGUCGUCGCCGAUGCUGCGGCCGUCGGCUGGAAAGGCGCCUGCUUCUUUGAGAACGAGGCGCGACUUGAAUUCAUCGAGCAUGGGGAAGGCAGUGACAAUGAGAGCAGCAACAGCGGCGCAAUUCUACGUCUCAAGACCGAUGCAGCACAUAGCUGGACAUGUAUGGAUCUCUAUGUAUUCGCAACACCAUACAGGAUAACGUGGGAUUAUUAUUUCUCAGCACGGGAACACACACUCAUGAUAAAGUCAUGGGAAGAUGCAGCAGAAAUGGAAUAUGUUAAACAACAUGGUAUAUCUGUAUUUCUCAUGCCCUCCGGAAUGCUUGGGACUUUGCUAUCUUUGGUUGAUGUUUUGCCUCUCUUUUCCAACACUGGCUGGGGCCAGAAUGCUAAUUUAGCAUUCUUGGAGAAACAUAUGGAUGCCACCUUUGAGCAACGUUCUCAACCUCAUCAGGCUACAAUUCGAGUAGAGGAUAUCCAUUCAGGUGAUUUCCUAGCAGUUUCAAAGAUCCGCGGUCGCUGGGGAGGUUUUGAGACAUUAGAAAAAUGGGUGACUGGUGCAUUCGCUGGGCAUACAGCAGUUUGCUUAAAGGAUGAAGUGGGUAAUCUCUGGGUUGGAGAAUCUGGACAUGAGAAUGAGAAGGGAGAGGAGAUUAUUGUGGUGAUUCCAUGGGAUGAGUGGUGGGACUUGGCACUGAAGGAUAAUUCUAACCCUCAAAUAGCGUUGCUGCCUUUGCAUCCAGACUUGCGUGCAAAAUUCAAUGAAACAGCAGCAUGGGCUUAUGCUAGGAGCAUGUCCGGAAAACCCUAUGGGUAUCACAACAUGAUAUUUAGCUGGAUCGAUACCAUAUCUGAUAAUUAUCCACCUCCCCUUGAUGCUAAUUUGGUAAUGUCCGUUAUGUCCAUGUGGACUAGGUUGCAACCUGCUUAUGCUGCUAAUAUGUGGAAUGAAGCCCUCAACAAGCGACUUGGGACAGAGGGGUUGGAGUUCCACGAUAUUAUCGUUGAAACUGAAAGGCGUGGAAUGACCUUCGAUCAGUUGCUCACCAUGCCCGAACAAGACGACUGGGUUUACAGUGAUGGAAAAUCUACAACUUGUGUCGCUUUUAUUCUGGAAAUGUACAAGGAGGCUGGAAUAUUUGGCCCUCUAGCCAACUCCAUACAAGUUACUGAAUUCACUAUUCGCGAUGCUUACAUGCUUAACAUAUAUGAGAACAACCAGACGCGAUUACCAAGCUGGUGCAAUUCACAGGAGGAAAAGCUUCCUUUCUGCCAGAUACUAGGGGAUUACAGAAUGGAGCUGCCUGAAUACAACACUAUUGACCCUUACGCGAAUAUGAACGAAAACUGCCCCUCCUUGCCUCCAACUUACAUUCGACCCUCAAGUUGUUGAUUUGUUGUUUGCUCAUCACCAAUAAUGGUUGCAUCCAGUCUCUGAAGUGAAUGGUGAAUUUCACUGGGCGAAGAAGAGGUCAUAUUAGUACACCAUUCUGUAUAUUUAGAACUGCAGGUUCCAUGUAUUUAUUGAGAUUUUCAACAAUGGAGAUGAACCUUUGUAGCAAGAUUUCAAAGCUUUAAAUUGCUUGAAAAUCGAUUCUAAUA
Zingiber officinale is the source of this 1971-nucleotide messenger RNA. RefSeq lists its product as uncharacterized. The record is from RefSeq and is a predicted model, not a curated record. The coding region runs from base 155 to 1762 and encodes 535 amino acids. Lineage: Eukaryota; Viridiplantae; Streptophyta; Magnoliopsida; Zingiberales; Zingiberaceae. The transcript is spliced from 7 exons.